GCAACAAGACAACUAAAUUAAAAACAUUAAUUAUUAUAAGUGCUUAUUACUAUUAUUUCAUUAACACUGCUUUAAUAUGACGUCACGCAAACGUAGCGGCAGCGGCUCCACAAAGCGGCCCAAAGAAAAGGUUGUUUACAUCUACGAGCUACUGUGUCGUGGUGAAGACCCCAGCGUGGACAAUGCAGAGUUCUGGCACGAGUUCUUUCUGCUGCAGCCCAAUUUUGAAUCGCUGGAGGAGCAAGUCAGCAAGCUAAACAACGAACAGCUGCAGCUGGUGAAGCCGAAUCUAAAUACACUUUUCCAAAAAUGCAUCGAAAUGCUGGACACAAGCAAAGAGGACCAUCCGAAGCGUUUGUGCAACAGUCUGCAAACGCUCUGCUCGCUAUUCUAUGGCAUUUACAAGAAAUGCAAUGCGGACGCCAGUUCCAACAUAUUGAACGAGAUCUUUGCACAUGAGCAAAUGGAUGAGUGGCUCAAGCUGCUAAUGCAGUAUUGUAAUCGCAUUUUGCAAGCUGACGUGACUGAAAAUGCGCGCUUCAUGUGCCUGAAAUUGUUGUUGGUGCUGGUCACAGGCACAGAUGUAUGUCAAAAUGUGCUCUUCGAGUACCUGAUGAUGCACAGUCUCUUCGAUGCGUUUGUGCGCCUACUAAGCGAUCCCUCAACACGCGCACAGCAUGGACAUGACAUUGUUAUAUUGCUUACUAUACUGGUGAACUAUCGCAAGCAUGAAGCCACCAAUCCGUAUGUAGUGCAGCUUUCCAUUUUAGCUGAUGAGUUGGCACUGAAUGGUUAUGGGCAAAUGAUUUCGCAAUCGCUUAUAGAUUUCUGUCGCCAGUAUAUGCAAAGCCUGAACAAUGUGCAGUCAUCUUCCUGGUUCUCCUCGCUGUCCAGCAUGGUGGGCAACAUGUUUGUCUCUGACGAGGGCUGCGAACGCGUGCAGCAAAUUAAAGCUAACAAUGGACUGCUGUUGGCGCUCUACGAGGCCGUGCAUUUGAAUCGUAACUUUAUAACCACACUGGCUCACACGCAAGCAGAGUCCAGCGCGCCACCCUCGCCCAGCAAUACCUUAAGUCUGACACAAACUGUGCCUGAUUUGGCCAAUGCGCCCAUUAUAGAUAUGACACAGUAUCCUACAAAUUUACUAGUGGCUGUGUUUCAAUAUUGCUCCAUUGUUAUGCAGGACAACAAGAACGAGUCCAGCAUUGCCAAUCUGAAGCUUUGCUUUCUCAUACUCACCUGCAUCUCAGAGGAUCAGUAUGCCAAUUCCAUGAUGCACGACAACAACUUGACCUUUAAAGUUAUGCUGCAUCGAGCCCAAAUGCGUCAUCGCAAGCUGAACGUGGAUCGUGUGUGCAAAUCACAGCCGCUGGCAGCCACUUUGCUGGAUUUGCUGGUGGAGUUUAUAGUCUCGCAUUUAAUGAAGAAGUUCCCUAUGGAACUCUAUUUGCUAUGCAUAGGCAUAAUACAUCGCAUUUUAUGUUAUCAGAAACGCUGUCGCGUGCGUUUGAAUUAUCCCUGGAAGGAGCUUUGGUCUGCCUUGAUUGGUCUGUUACGUUUUUUGGUGAAUCAGGAGCAAACACUGGUCAAAAAGUGCAAUAUAUUUCACUUGUCGCUGCAAGUGGUGAAUAUUUUUAAUCUCUUUAUAACAUAUGGCGACACAUUUCUGGCCACAACAAAUAGCUAUGAUGAGCUCUACUAUGAGCUAAAUCGCGAAGAGAAAGUAUUUACUGAAAUACAUGCCAUGGUCUUACGCUAUACAACGAUGCCCGAAUGUGAGCACAAGGACGACGUUAUAAAGCUACUGAAUGCUCUUGUCAACAUACUCGCCAUAGUGAAGCAUUUUCAAAAUAAAAUCAAAGAGUGGCUGGCCGAGCAGGGGCUGUCCACGCCCACCGAAGAGCAAAUACUUGAUGUUGUGCGCAAGAACUACGACUUGACGCUCAAGCUGCAGGACUCGCUGGAUCAGUAUGAACGUUAUGCCGAAGCGCCGCUGCACAGCAACUUUUUCCAGGCCAUGGUGCGUGAUGUGGUUAACGAUUCGCGUAAACACAUCUAUGGUUAUGUUAAGGAGGCUGUAUCUGUUAUUCCAGAGCAGGAAGUGAUUAUAGCGACUGUUGCCACGCCACAAGCGGCGACGACACCUUCGUCAGCGUAGAAGCUAACAGAAUUGAAGACUGUUAUCAGCUGUUUCCUGUCGCCUAGUUAUAUUAAUUGUAAUUCACAUGUCUUAAAAAGCAUACACUCGACAUAAUCUAUAAGAUUAAAAGUGCUUUUGUGAGUUUUGUUAAAUUUAUUUGUCAUGCAGUGCACUUACGUAUACAAAUCACGCAUAUUUACCUACAAAAAAUAUACCUAUAUGAGAAUUACAUACAUAUA
Molecule: messenger RNA, 2379 nt
Organism: Drosophila busckii
Lineage: Eukaryota; Metazoa; Arthropoda; Insecta; Diptera; Drosophilidae
Product: armadillo-like helical domain-containing protein 3
Exons: 5
Coding region: 77-2158 (693 amino acids)
Biological process (GO): regulation of Golgi organization
Cellular component (GO): cytosol
Source: RefSeq, a predicted model, not a curated record